GUCAACGUAGAGUAUGCGGUAUAGCCAGGUAUUAGUUAGUGGCUGUUAGCCUAGCAUUCUGUGCAGACAGACAUUUAGCUCUAUUUGAUGAUGCUGAAAAACUUAACAAAUCUAAUAAUUAUAAUAUCCAACCAACCCUUCUUAAAAUCUGUAAAUAACAGUAAAUUAACAUAUAAAAGUAUAACUCAUAUUAGUUUGAUACAAUUCAACAUUAAAUACGAUGGACUUUUUACCAAAUCAGAUGGUCUAUUUUAACAAUAACAACAAGACUCUAGAUUCUAGAUCUAGUUUGUUUCCAGUGCAGUCUAACAUGACUUUGACAAGAUUAGUCACGAUUAUUUUUCGAAACCAUGUUAUUACAUGACUGCAUUUAUGAUAUGCCUAGACGUAAGACAUAAUCGCCUGAGUUUCAUACUAAUCUGACAGUGGGUUGUUUUAAAAUACGUGGAAUAAGCUCCAGCGACAAUCAGCGAAGUUUGAAGGUCAAGAAAAUAAAAUAAUCUUAUUAAAAAAUGAGUUCUGCCUCUCAGCUAUAUGUUCGGAAACUACUAAAGGCGUAUGCCACAUUGAACGCCUACUGUCAAAUAUACCCUCUUCCAGUUUCGCCGUUGCCCGCAACAAACACGCAUGUCAGGCAUUUUGCAACUGUGAAACUUAAAGAGCAAUCUACUGUUGAGAAAUGCUAUGCUUUGUUGGAGGUGGACUCCAACUGCUCAGAAGAUGAGUUGAGAUCGGCGUAUUUAGAAAAGGUGAAAUUGUAUCACCCAGACACCAGCAAUAAUUCCAGAGAUGCUAAUAUGUUUGCAAGGAUUCAAGAUGCUUAUAAAACUGCUAUGAAUCACAAAAGAGGUCAAGUUGUUGUUGAAGAAAAAGAAAUCGUUAAAGAAGAAGAUGAUGAUGGCGCUGGUCAUACAAUACCACAACAUAGGCGUUACCUUUCAUUUGAUGGAGUUGGAUUCGGUACCCCCAGUAAACGUGAACGUCAAUACAAACAAGUUCGUGUAUCCCAAGCUACUGAAUCUGUAUUUGAGCACAGGAAACGCAAACACGGAACUGGUGAGAGCACUCUGAUGACAAAAGAUAUGGCACAAGCAAGAAAAAUUAAAAUAAGUAGUUUUAUAGACAGGGUAGUCGAUGACAUGAUCAGGGAGUCCAUGCAGAAAGGAGAUUUUGACAACUUAUCUGGCAGUGGGAAACCACUGGAAAAGUCCGACUACAACCCUUACAUAGACCCAACCACCCACAACAUCAACAAAAUUUUGGUCAACAAUGGUUUCAAGCCAGAAUGGAUCAUGCUGUCAAAGGAGAUCAGAGUUAACAUAGGCUAUGCUAAAGAAAAACUGUCUAUACUACGAGAGCAAAUGGGACCACCACCCUAUUUUAAUGAAAAUGAAUUACGCUGGAAAUUCGGCAUUGACAAAUUCAGAGACCAAGUUAAGGAAAUCAAUUUCAAAAUUAAUAAGUACAACUUUAUUGUUCCUUUCAUGGAGAGACAGAUGGUUCACUACAAUGCUGAACAGUGUGUUGAGGAUGUUCUUGAAAACCAUGUGGCAUACCUGCCAAGAGACGCAAGUGGUAAUGUUUUGACCCUGACUGAGAUGGACACAGCCAAAGAUAAAAAUGAAGAUCGUAUAAAUUGGACAGAAGUGUGGUCAAAUAUUAAGGAUAUAUUUAAAUACAGAUAACUUUAAAAAAAAAAUGUGAAAUACAGAAUCUAGAUCUAAAGUUGUGUUGUUACAC
Molecule: messenger RNA, 1740 nt
Organism: Physella acuta
Lineage: Eukaryota; Metazoa; Mollusca; Gastropoda; Physidae
Product: dnaJ homolog subfamily C member 28
Source: RefSeq, a predicted model, not a curated record